GUCACUCUGCUGUUGCAACUGCCCCAAUGACACAGGCCACUGGUGAGCUGAGCACCUUAUCAUCGAGUCAGAGCACAAGUCGACCAGAACGUUUCUUUACGCGACAGGACUCGACAAGGCAGAUAAACUGGUGGAGGGACAUGGAGGAGAGUUUGAUAUGUGCACCUCAAACUGGGGGAGACGAACUGGAAUUUAACACAUCUGAGAGGGAAGAAAGAGGACAGGCACCUGAGGUAAGGGGAACCAAGAAAAAAUAAUGUGAAGCAAGAAGAAACAACCCACCAGUGAGUAGGAAACCGUAUGGGGGAGGAGAGUGGAAAAAACCUUGGUGAAAGAGAGAGAGGGGGCAAGUGCGUAAGGUACGACUGUGCCUGUGUGUCAGGUGUGCGUUAUUGCUGGUAACCAGGCAGGGACAGACCCAUUCUCAUGGGAACGUGACGCAACACAACAACAGAGAAAUACCACGGAACCCACAAUAACGAACCAAUCUGACUCAGACAUACGACAGAAUCUCCUCCUGCUGAUAAUGACGGGGGUGACUUGUGUUCUCUGACGAACUCUGGAUGGAUGGUUACAAGACAUGUGGAAUAUCUGUUGUGGUGACACAAUGCUUGGAACAGGCGUCUGGUGUCUAUUUACUUCUUCAUCAUAAGGACUACAGACUGAGCCGCCUCUAAGGAGUUGUAUCUGUGGUGGGGCUUUCUGGAUAAGGUGGAGCUAUUAUGUGGCAGCUGGAAGGAGCAAAAUGCAGCUUCCUGUUCUGCCUGGGAAUAAGCAUUAUUAUCUGUUCCGUCAUUUACUUGCGGGCCAGUAUACCACCACCAACAGCACCCAAGCCUCCGGAUCCUUCAUGUUGCAGGCCCUUUUCCACUGAAUGUAAAGCUGUCCUGCCUGGCACUGAGAUAGGAUUUGAAUGGGUCCGCCGUGACUGCCAGAUGGAUAUCCUGAAUAGUCACCUGCAGUGUUCCAAUUUGACCAAAGAGCUGCACUUCAUCACAAGACCUCUGAGCCGUGAGGAGGAAGAUUACCCUUUAGCAUUCAUUAUGACUGUUCACAAAGAACUGGAGGUUUUUGUGCGUCUGCUGCGGGCCAUUUACAUGCCACAAAAUGUCUACUGUAUUCAUGUGGAUGCUAAGGCUCCAUGGGAGUACCAGGAGGCUAUACGGAAGCUAGUCAGCUGCUUCCAAAACACUUUCCUCUCCAGCCGCAGCGAGACAGUGACCUACGCUGGGUUUUCCCGUCUGCAAGCAGAUGUGAACUGCAUGAGGGAUCUCGCAAAGUCCAAGAUAGGCUGGAGGAAGGUGGUGAAUCUGUGUGGACAGGAUUUCCCUGUCAAGAGCAACCUGGAACUGGUGCAGUACAUGCAGAGCAAAAAGUGGAGGGACAGAAACAUGACGCCUGGGGUGAAGCAGCCGGUGUCUAUGAGGCACAGGACAGAGCUCCAGCACAUGGAGAUCACAGGCUCACAUGUAGUUCUAAAAGGGAUGGGGAUGAAGAAAGGUCCUCCUCCACACAAUCUACAAGUUUACUUUGGAACAGCCUAUUAUGCUCUCACGAGGGCUUUUGUAGAUUUUGUUCUGAAAAGCCCAAUUGCUCAGGAUCUCCUGGAGUGGUCCAAAGACACGUUCAGUCCAGACGAGCACUACUGGGUGACACUCAACCACAUCAAAGAAGCUCCAGGCAGCCACAUAAAUGGAGACUGGGAAGGAGACAUCCGUGCAAUCAAGUGGAAGGACCAAGAGGGGAAAACGCAUAAUGGCUGCAAAGGGCACUAUGUACGAGACAUCUGUAUCUAUGGAAUAGAGGACCUGCCCUGGAUCAUUGAAACGAACAGCAUGUUUGCCAAUAAGUUUGAGAGAGACACCUUUCCCCAGGUGCUGGACUGUCUGGAGCAGUGGCACAGAAACAAGGUGCUCAGCCAUUCGACUGUUCCAAUAGACCCAUCAUGGCUGCUGGCUACACAGAGCAACUCAAGCAGCAGCAGCUACUUUAACAGCAGUGCUGGAGCAUGAAAGUGCUGUUGACAUCCUCAUCAAAAGACUGGUUACUUGCAGUUCAGAUGAUUUGCACUUCACAAAGGUGUGAGCAGGAACAUACUGAACUGAGAACAAAGGGAUGAUGCACUGUACAAUUCCUGAGUCUGCAGCAUGAUUACUGUUCACUGAUACAUUUGCUUAUUUAUUGUUUUUAUAACCAGGGGACAAUUUAUAUACAGAGAAGUGAAAUGUCUUUCCUUUACUGUAAUGCAGUCAGAGCACGAGUGUGACUCUUAUAGAAAAAUACAAGUGAAUAAUACCAUUUGGGACAACUAGAAGACACAAAGUAUUGAAUAAACUAGACUUAAUAUUGUUUAAUUAAAUCAAAUAUGCAAUGUUGUUAAAUUCAAUAUUUGUCAGUAUGUUGUUCAGUUUGACAAACUUUUGUCUGUCAAUCCUUU
Messenger RNA from Paralichthys olivaceus (Japanese flounder), 2437 nucleotides. RefSeq names its product glucosaminyl (N-acetyl) transferase family member 7 (gene gcnt7). Lineage: Eukaryota; Metazoa; Chordata; Actinopteri; Pleuronectiformes; Paralichthyidae. The record is from RefSeq and is a predicted model, not a curated record. Gene Ontology annotation, cellular component: membrane. Gene Ontology annotation, molecular function: acetylglucosaminyltransferase activity.